Molecule: messenger RNA, 1195 nt
Organism: Planococcus citri (citrus mealybug)
Lineage: Eukaryota; Metazoa; Arthropoda; Insecta; Hemiptera; Pseudococcidae
Product: endothelial lipase-like
Exons: 7
Coding region: 74-1060 (328 amino acids)
Biological process (GO): lipid catabolic process
Molecular function (GO): lipase activity
Source: RefSeq, a predicted model, not a curated record
CUGAAGUACGAUGAACAGGUAGAUGGAAUUUUCAAUUUAUUUAAGUCUCGUGGAAAUGCAAGACUGAGACAGAAUGAAAACCGAAAUGUUGCCAAGACUUUACAUCGGGAGUAUUUUUUUAUUAACUUUUAAUAUAAAGUACUCAGCGACAAGCUGCUUAGACCCUCCUCAAGAUUGUUUGAGGAAAGACAUUUCAUUUCAUUUAUACACCGAGCAAAACAGUCAGGGUUACGAAUUAGUCAUUCAAGAUUCAAAUACCAUAGAAAAAGCACCAUUCCUACCUAAUGCCAAUUUCAAAAUUUUGAUCCAUGGUUAUACCCAAAAUAGAAAUACCAAACUAAUGGUUCAGUUACGAGAAGAAUAUUUCAAACAAAAACGUUGGAAUAUAAUCGUAGUUGACUACGCACCAUUGGCAGAAGACGGUUGCUACAUAGAAAGCACAUUUCCCAGCGCACCAAUUGUUGGAAAAUGCAGUGCUUCGAUGCUCAACCUGAUACUGGAUAAUCGAAGUGGGAUUAGAAUAGAUCAAUUUCACGUCGUUGGAUUCAGCAUGGGGGCUCAAAUUGCUGCCGAGUUGAGUAUAAAUCUAGGACAAAAGAGACUUCCACGUAUUACAGGUUUGGAUCCAGCGUGGCCCUUAUUUUACCCAAUUCUUACGAGCAGUACUCAAAGGUUGGGUAGAGAACAUGCAGAUUUUGUCGAUGUUAUACACACCAACUCUGGAGGUUUUGGAGUAGUGUAUUCGCUGGCUCAUUACGAUAUAUACGCGAAUGACGGCACCUAUCAACCAGGAUGUGGAAUAACGGAUAUCUCAUGUUCCCAUAGCAGAGCUAUGCAACUCUUUAUCGAAUCAAUCAACACGAAAAAUCCAUUUAUCGCAUAUCAAUGCUCAUUCUGGGAAUGGACGAGUACAAGAAUAUGUCGUAGUAAUGAAAACUCAAAAAUCAUCGUAGGCGAGCAUGCCACACCGCCGAAAAACUCCAGUGAGGAAGGAAUUUACCAAUUUCGCACAAAUGAUAAACCGCCCUUCUCUUUGGGGCAGCAAUCAAAUUCGUGCUGAUUUUUUACAAAUUUCUUUUUUUUUUGUAUGUACUUCGUGUAAUUCUGAAUAAAUAAGUAAUGCAUUUCAAGAAAACUCCGAUCAAAUACAUCUACAUACCUACCUAGUGCUUACAGAUUAAUGAGUGGAGAUUUU